AUGAUUGAUCAAUUCACUCGCUCGACACCCUCUGCUUUUGAGGGUGGUACCGAACCAAUCAAGGCUGAGAUGUGGAUGCAAGAGAUAAAGAAGAUAUUGGCAGUGCUGAAUUGCAUUGAGGAGCAAAAAUUUCUUUUCGCCACCUUCAAACUGGUAAGAGAAAUCGAAUGGUGGUGGCAUGCGAUGAAACUGUUGGAAAAACAGCAAGAAGUACCUAUAGCAAUGACUUGGGGAAGUUUCAAGCAGGUCUUUUACGACCAAUACUUCCCCGUUACCACCAGGAAUGUGAAGGCGAAAGAAUUUUUCAACCUUACUCAGGGGCGUCUCACUAUUCAACAGUAUGCUACUAAAUUUUUGGAACUUUCUCGCUUUGCACCUUCCAUGGUUCCAGAUGAAUACCAAAAGGAAAGAUGGUUUGAAAGGGGUCUGAAUUAG
Malania oleifera is the source of this 435-nucleotide messenger RNA. RefSeq lists its product as uncharacterized. The record is from RefSeq and is a predicted model, not a curated record. The transcript has a single exon. Lineage: Eukaryota; Viridiplantae; Streptophyta; Magnoliopsida; Santalales; Ximeniaceae. Bases 1 to 435 code for a protein of 144 amino acids.